CCCAAAAAGACACCCACUUCCACACCCACCAUGCCCAAACCCUCGUCGUCGUCCUCGUCCUCGUCCUCUCCCCAUCUCCAUCGCCUCCUCCGCCACCGAAACCCUCCUCCUCCUCCUCCUCCACCAUGUCCUCCUCCUCCUCUUCCUCUUCUCCCCAUCAACCGCUUCACGCUCCCCCUCCUCGCCAAGGUCGCCUCCCACCUCGCCCUCCCUCUCCAUGCCCGCGCCCUGCACGCGCGCGCCGCCAAAUCCGCCCUCGACGCCGACCUCGUCGUCCGCAACGCGCUCCUCCACAUGUACUCCUCCCUCGGCGACCUCCCCGCCGCGCGCGAGCUCUUCGCUUCCGCGCGCGAAUCCGAUCUGGUCAGCUGGAACUCCAUGAUCGACGGCUGCGCCAAGAACGGCAUGCUGGGCGCCGCGCGCGACCUCUUCGACGAAAUGCCCGAGAGAGAUCGCGUCACCUGGAACGCCAUGAUCGCCGGAUACGCCGCGGCCGGCGACGCGGCCGCGGCAAAGGAGCUGUUUUUGGCGAUGCCGGAUAAGGAUGUCGUUUCCUGGAAUACGAUGAUUAGCGGGCACGCGAGGAUCGGCGACGUUAAGGUCGCACGGGAGCUGUUCGACAAAAUGCCCAAUAGAGAUCGGUUCACUUGGAAUGCCGUGAUUGCCGGGUAUGCCGGAAUCGGAGAUAUGCGCGCCGCAAAGGAGCUGUUUUUAGUGAUGCCGGAUAAGGAUAUUGUCUCUUGGAACACAAUGAUUAGUGGGUACGCUAAAAUUGGUGAUGCUACGUCUGCGAGGGAGCUGUUCGAUGAAAUGCCGGAGAGGGAUUCGGUGUCGUGGAAUGUCAUUUUGGCACUUUAUGCAAGGUUGAAGAAGUAUAGGGAUUGUUUGAGGUUGUUCGAUUCUAUGAUGGCGGUCGGAGAUGUGAAGCCCAACGAGGCGAUUUUCGUCAGCGUCUUGACGGCUUGCGCUAAUUUGGGUGAGCUCGAGAGAGGGAAAUGGGUCCAUUCUUUGAUUACGGAUGGAUGCAAAACUAUUGAGCUUGAUGUUUUGCUUUCAACCGCGCUAUUGACUAUGUAUGCCAAGUGCGGGGUCAUGGAUUCGGCAAAGGAAGUUUUCGAUUCGAUGGAAGAAAGGAGCGUUGUAUCGUGGAAUUCGAUGAUUCGCGGAUAUGGCCUUCACGGCGAAGGUAAAAAGGCGCUCGAUUUGUUCAUGGAGAUGGAGAAAAGGAGAAUAAAUCCCAACGAGAAAACCUUUGUGUGCAUUCUUAGUUCGUGUGCUCACAAUGGGAUGGUUUUCGAAGGAUGGUGGUGUUUCGACCGAAUGAUUUGGUUUUACAACAUCGAGCCCAAAGUUGAGCACUUUGGUUGCAUGAUGGACCUUCUCAGUCGAGCUGGAUUGCUUAAAGAUUCAGAGGAACUGAUGAAGAAGCUAAACCUUGAAGGGUCCCCAGCUUUACUCGGUCCGUUAAUGUCAGCCUCAACAAACCAUUGCAAUUGGAAGCUUGGGGAGUUUGUGGGUAAAAAAUUGAUCGAGAUGAAGCCCCAAGAUAUCGGGCCGUAUGUGCUUUUGUCGAACAUUUAUGCUGCGGAAGGUCGAUGGGAUGAUGUUGAGAAGUUGAGGGAGGUGAUAAGGGAGAAAGGUUUGGAAAAGGACUUAGGGUUUAGCUUAGUUGGUGUGGAAGAGUCCGAAUCUUAUUCUGUCGACGAAGAAAAGGUCAUUUCAGAAGGCAAGAAGAGCAUGGUUUUCUCUAUGUCGAAUGAAAUUGGUGCUCACUUGAAAUCAUCUUGUAGGAGGCACCAUAAGAGCAAAAGAACAUUAGUAUCUACAGGUUGAGAAUUGUGGCACGAAACAAUCAAGGUGAUAUUUGUGAUAUUUAUUGUAUGAAGGUGAUAUGAUCCCUCGGAAAGAAGAAUCAAGAUGGAUAAGCCCUUACGAAAACCUACAAUAUAUGGAAUUUUUCGCUAGCAAGGUGGAGAAGUUGAGGGAGAUGAUGGGGGAUAUUUGAGUGAGGAACUUACCCUCUGAAAUAAUAAGAUGAUACUCUCUUUUACGUACAUAAGACUCGCGAUUGUAAUGGAUGAAACAGGAUUUAAUGGGUCAUUUACAUCUGUUGAAGGAUAAAAUAUCAUGAUAUGGUUCAUCCAUAUGUUUAGUUUAGAGAGAAUUCUAUCUUAUCUCAAAGCAUAAAGCUAUGUCGAGUCGCUCCUCUGCUUCAAGAAGCAGUAGCAAGAGACAUAUAGCAAAGAAACACGGGAAAAAGAAAGCUGAAAUGAGCUUUUAGGUCUCAAGAAAUUCUUGAGCGCGUCUAGUGUAAACAGUAUUUAGUGUUGAGAAAGUGGAGGCGGGAUGUCACAUACGAAACCGGAUGGUAAACAGUGCCCUAUUAGUGAAGAUUAUUAUUUGUGUGAGCAGCUGCUGUAAUUUGUUCCCAGAUCUGACAUACAAAAUCAAAAUUAUGUUCUUGGAGAGCUUGCAAACUAAUACUGAUUGAAAAUGAAGCUUAAAGAUUUGGGAGUAUCCUUUCUUCUUAUUGUAUGUUCUAAACUGCAUGAGGUGAUUUUGCUAUAGAAAUUUAGAAGUUGAGGGAGAUGAUUACUGUUGUGAAGUUAGACUAAUUGGAUGCGGGAUAUGAUCAAAGUGUCUCACUCAAGCUAUGAGAUCAUAGCUGUUGCCACUUUCUGUGAGAUGGAACUGAUAUUUUUUUUUCUUUUUUUUUAAUCUUUUGUAAAUUCAAAUAUUACAUAAGAAUUAUGGAAUUCUUGGUGAAAUAAUUGUAGCAAUUUUGAGACUCGGGGGAUUUUGUAUUAGAUUAUCUUAUGGAGUUGACAUUUGUUUGA
Ananas comosus (pineapple) is the source of this 2837-nucleotide messenger RNA. RefSeq names its product pentatricopeptide repeat-containing protein At4g02750-like. The transcript has a single exon. The record is from RefSeq and is a predicted model, not a curated record. Bases 31 to 1833 code for a protein of 600 amino acids. Gene Ontology annotation, biological process: RNA modification. NCBI's taxonomy places the organism in Eukaryota, Viridiplantae, Streptophyta, Magnoliopsida, Poales, Bromeliaceae. Gene Ontology annotation, molecular function: protein binding; RNA binding.